GAUUCUUUGGCCUAAAGCUAGAAAAAAGCACUUUGUUCAUUUCCUCCAGUAAGUCACAUAGGCAGCAAUAUAUUAGAGAGUUGCAAAUUCUCAUAGCAACUUUUCUUAAGAAAAAUUACAGAUGGAUGUUGUAGUCAAAUUCCCAACCAGGGCUUCAUGCCAUGUUCCAGGAAUAAACUCAGACAUCAAAAGGAAACUCGCCCUCAGGUUUUCGCCUAGCAAAAGAACAUGCAACUUGCACAAAAAGAUGGAGACACAACAAAGAAGCAUCUGUUUCAAGAAGAAUGUCCAAAACAAAAAUUGGGAUAGCAGUAGAAUUUCAGCCAUAUUAUCAAAGAGAGGCCCCAAAUCCGGGCGAAAUUCAAUGUCUCCAGCAGAGAUAGUAGAACACUUUUACACAUGUAUUAAUGACAAAGAGCUACAACAAUUGGAUGAAUACAUAUCACAAGAUGCCUGCUUUUAUGACUAUACCUUCAUCCAACCAUUUCAAGGAAAUAAGGAAGUGAUGCAUUUCUUACAGCAGCUUACUGCUGGCAUGGGACAGAAUGUGAAAUUCAGAGUGAGAAAUAUAUGCGAGGGAGAUGAUUUGACUGUUGCGGCAAAAUGGCACUUGGAAUGGAAAAAGGAACAAAUCCCAUUCACCAGAGGUUGCAGCUUCUUUCAGUUAGCAAAAGUAGACGAAAACAUGACAAUCAGGGGAGCUGAGAUAUUUAUUGAAUCACUAAUCAAACCUGGAAGCAUAGUUCUGACUGUGUUGAAGACCGUGACUUCGUUGUUUGAUGACUUUCCAAAUGCAACUGAAUGGUUCUUAAGAAGACCUCAUGCAAUACUAAUAUGGAUGCUGAAAAUUUACAAUAUAUUUGUAGCACCUUUUAUUAAUCCACUACUAGAUGGCUACAUAAAGCUAUGGAGUUUCAUGAUACGAUUGAUAAGCUAUGCAUUCAGUGCUGCUAUGUUUAUCUCCAAGAUUAUAUUUAAGUAAAGGGUAUUAUUAUAUCUCACAUCAUUACCCAUCAUCAUCCCUGCUGCGGUUCCACCAUGUAUCCAACAACGAGAGGGCAACAAAGGGUCCUAUAACAGGAGGAAGUGGUGGAGGCCGGCUAUAGGCAACUAUUGGAUCAGCCAUCUCUUUAGAAGCUAGCCCCAUUUCGCCAGAUUCAUUAUUCUCUUGUUUCUUAGGUGUUAAUGUCGCCAAUAUACCUAUAUCAAUACAAAAUAUCAUUUCAAAA
Messenger RNA from Trifolium pratense (red clover), 1229 nucleotides. RefSeq lists its product as uncharacterized. NCBI's taxonomy places the organism in Eukaryota, Viridiplantae, Streptophyta, Magnoliopsida, Fabales, Fabaceae. The record is from RefSeq and is a predicted model, not a curated record. The transcript has 6 exons. Bases 122 to 982 code for a protein of 286 amino acids.